Penicillium paradoxum is the source of this 1665-nucleotide messenger RNA. RefSeq names its product FAD-dependent oxidoreductase. The coding region runs from base 1 to 1665 and encodes 554 amino acids. Gene Ontology annotation, biological process: DNA repair. The transcript is spliced from 8 exons. The record is from RefSeq and is a predicted model, not a curated record. Gene Ontology annotation, molecular function: FAD binding; D-amino-acid oxidase activity. Lineage: Eukaryota; Fungi; Ascomycota; Eurotiomycetes; Eurotiales; Aspergillaceae.
AUGACGAAUAACAUUGUGGUUCUGGGUGCCGGUGUGUCUGGUUUGACAACAGCCUACCUUCUGUCGCAAGACCCCGCCAACAAGAUCACCGUGCUGGCAAAGCACAUGCCAGGAGACUAUGAUAUUGAAUAUGCGUCUCCAUGGGCCGGUGCCAACUACAUGCCGGUAGGAAAGGAGGGAAGUGAUCACCAGAAAUGGGAGCGCAACACCUGGCCAGCAUUGAAAGAAAUCACGGAGAAAUACCCCGAGGCCGGUAUCCACUUCCGAGGUACCUUGAUCUACAACAGAAAGAAGGAUCAGGAAUCAGACACCGGAAAGUGGUUCUCGGAAUUGGUCCAGCCAAACCCGUGGUAUAAGGAUGUCGUGCCUGAUUUCAAACCCGUUGCUGCCGAUAAAUUGGCCCCUGGAAUAGAUAACGGUCAGGAGUUCACAUCUGUCUGCAUCAACACCGCUGUCUACUUGCCAUGGCUGGUGGGUCAAUGUGUGAAGAACGGUGCCGUGUUCGAGCGAGCUGUCUGCAAGCACAUCACCGACGCCGCCAACGCACACCACACCGGCCAGAAGGCUGACGUGGUGAUCAACUGCACCGGUCUCUCGGCUAAGACCCUCGGCGGUGUCCUUGAUGACACGAUGUAUCCCGCACGUGGUCAGAUCGUCGUCGUCCGCAACGACCCCGGUCCCAUGAUGUCGCAAUCUGGAACUGACGACGGUGAGGAUGAAGCGUUGUAUAUCAUGACUCGUGCUGCAGGUGGCGGUACAAUCCUCGGUGGUUCCUACCAAAAGCACAACUGGGAUCCCCUCCCAGAUAUGAACCUUGCCAACCGCAUCAUGAAGCGUUGCAUUGAGAUCAGCCCCAGUCUCGUUAAGAAGGGGCAGGGCAUCGAGGGACUGGAUAUCAUCCGGCACGGCGUCGGCCUGCGCCCCCUACGAAAGGAUGGCACUCGCAUUGAGAAGGACAAUGUCGACGGUGUGGCAGUUGUCCACAACUACGGUCACGGCGGAUUUGGUUACCAGGCUUCCUUCGGCUGCGCAUAUGACGCUGUAGCAUUGGUCAAGGAGGUCCCCUCUACACGGCACGGCACUUGCGAACCCCCGGAACUCAAUGCUAGCCCUGAGAUAGUGCUAGCGAUGCUCAUAGAUGCCCUGAUCAAGGCACGGCCGAUCUCCCACGAGUUAACGCAGAAAACUAUGAAGACACUGAUUGAAGCUGGAUAUCAUGAUAUCAACGUUCUCUCAAACAGCUCGUGGGAAGAUCGAACAAUGGUCUUGAGCGAGGGAGGUUACAACCGAUAUCGAGAGCAGUGUGCUACCAAUCUCGGAGAGCUUGGAAAACUGGUUGUUCAGGAAUACGAUGGGGAUUUGAACAAUCUCCUCAAACAGGCCAACGGAAAACGAGAGAAAGCCAGGAUUUUGUUGAAGGAGGUCAAGGGGAUUGGUGACUUGGCAGUAGAGGUGUUCUUCAACAAUGUCCAAAGCGUUUGGCCAAGCAUUGCUCCCUCCGUGGAUUCUCGAAGCUUGAAGACAGCAGCGGAGAUGGGGAUGGGGACUGAUUUGGAUCAAAUAUACGAGGUGCUAGGUGAGGACCCUGUGCGAAUGAGUUGGUUUGCCAACGGCCUCGCUGAGGUUCGACUGGAGAAAAGGCAAGAAGUAAUUGAAGAGGUUUGA